ACAGAUCACAGAAUCUCACAUAAGUAAAGAGAAAAAUAUUUUAAUAUUUAUAAUAAAUGGAUAAUAUAUAUGAAUUGAGUCAAAGGUUAAUUCUUAUUUGUCAUACACUGUAUGGUGGGUGUAAAUAGGGAAAACUAUUGGAUAGUUUGAUGGGACUAAGUCCUUCCAUAUUUAGCAAAACUAAUGGGAAAGACACAAAAAAGAGAACAAUAAUAUUACACACAUUUAUUCCCUCAUUAACAAAAGAUUGCUUUAAGAAAAUUGAUUCUCAUUGGAAUGUAAAUGGAAGGACUUAGAACAUUUUGAAUAAGAAUUAAACAAAUGCUUUAAGGGAAAAGCUUUGAAUUGAAAGAAGAGGGAAUAAGUCAACUAAUACAGAAAAGAAAAUGAUGGCUCCAAGGAAAAACAAUAGAAAAAAAACCUGUAUCAUAAUUCCACUUUUAAUAGAGGUGAAAUUAAUGCCUCUUAAUAGACAUUAAGUACUAAUGCACACUUAUUAUUUCUGGUAUUAUUACAUCCAAGUGUAAAAUAUAUGAUUUUAUUUCUUAGAUUGAUUUUAACCACACAUCAGUUCAUUUCUAAGGUUUCAAAUCUCUUCUCUUAGAAACAGAGCAAGGCAACAGUGACAAUACUUUAAGAGACUUUAUAAAUAAACUCAUACAUUUAAUCCAAUUAAUAGAACAGGAAAAGCAUUAAUUAAUUAACCAUCUUGAAUUUACCAUAUUUGCAGAUGGGGAACAAAUUAAAACCAGAAAACUCAAACAUCACUACAAUAAUGGAAUUUGUUCUCUUGGGUUUUUCCGAUAUUCCCAAUCUCCAGUGGAUCCUUUUCGGGAUAUUUUCAGUCAUCUACCUGACCAUCCUGAUGUGCAAUAGCGUCAUAAUACUGAUAACAAGAAUUGACUCCACUCUCCAUAUCCCCAUGUAUUUUUUUCUCAACAAUUUUUCCUUUUUAGAAAUCUGUUAUGUAACAGUAACUAUCCCAAGGAUGCUCAUGGACAUUUUGACCCAGAAAGGACACAUUUCUUUCAUUGCUUGUGCUACACAAAUGUGUUUCGUCCUCAUGUUUGGAGGCUCAGAGUGUCUGCUUCUGACCGUGAUGGCCUAUGAGCGCUAUGUGGCCAUUUGUAACCCUCUUCACUACUGUCUCGUCAUGAAUCACAAGGUCUGUGUCCAGCUGGUCACUGCUUCCUGGCUCAGUGUGGUUCCUGUCGUAAUUGGGCAAACAUGGCAGAUUUUCUCUCUGCCCUUUUGUGGGUCCAAUACAAUUAAUCAUUUCUUCUGUGACCUCCCCCCAAUAUUCAAGCUUGCUUGUGGGGACACAUUUGUGAAUGAGAUAGCAGUCUAUGCAGUUGCUGUGGUGUUUAUUAUGGUUCCGUUUCUGUUGAUCGGUGUCUCCUAUGGCCACAUUAUCUCCAACAUUCUGAAACUGUCAUCAGCCAGAGGAAGGGCUAAAGCCUUCUCCACCUGCUCCUCCCACCUGACUGUUGUGGUUUUAUUCUAUGGAACAGCAAGCAUCACUUAUUUGCAACCCAAACCAAAUCAAGCCGAAGGGACUGGGAAACUGAUUUCUCUUUUCUACACUGUUUUGAUCCCAACCUUGAAUCCCAUUAUAUAUACUCUGAGGAACAAAGACAUCAUGGUGGCACUGAGAAAACUACUAACUAAGUUAUUAACCUGAUUUAAAGACUCAACAUUACAGAAGGGGAUUGCUUAUCUUUGUCAUGUAAAUACAUCAGAAAGAUUUAUUUUUGUGUUUCUAUGUUCCUAAAAAAUGAUAGUUAAUAUCAUCACUGCCACCUUGCAUUAUGUUAAAGGAUUUUGUUUCAUAGUAUUGAGCUUCUGGGUAAUCAAAGCACAAAUUUUAUCUCCAUGGCAACCAUCUAAUCUGAAGACCCAUCUUUCCCCUCACUGGGAACCAUUGAGUUAAGAGAUUGCCUGAGCAUUAUCAUUAACUCAGAGCAUCAUAUAACCAAGGGUUAGGGUUAUGCUCUGUGAGAACUUUUCUUUAUCUUUCCCUUCACUUCAGAUAUAUUUUCUGCCUUUCUCUGUACCUAUCAUUGGAUUUAACCAAUGAGGAAAAAAAAAAAACAGCAGCAGCCAAAGAUGGGGGGAGCAGGGGAAUCAAUGUUGUCUUGCAUUUUUUUUUCUUUGUUUCUAUGUCUUGCAAUUGUCCAUGUACCUUUAAGACUACAAAUUUUUGUCUUCCUUCCUUUAUUAUGCCAACCCUGAUUGUUCUCUCCUAACAUCAUUUUCUUCCUCUUGUAGCUUCAAGUUUUACUUUGGUAAUGUCUAUUUAGUAUUAGAAUUUUGGAAAUUUUCACUAUAAAUCCAUGUCAAUGUGUGUUAGGUUCAUGAUGGCCCCUCUAAAUAUGUGUCCAUUUAGAAUCUGCAAAUGUGAAUUUUUGUAGCUGUAAUUAAGCGAAGGAGUGUGAAAUAAGCUUAUCCUAGUUUAAGGUGGGCAUUAAAUCCUAUGACCAGUGUUCUUCGUUCUUAUAAGGGUCAGAAAGAGAGAUGAAGUUAAGAAAAGAGAUACAGAGAUGCAGAGAACAUCACAUGAAGAUGGAAGCAGUGAAUGGGAGUGAUGCAACCAUGAAGCAAAGCCUUCUCCACAUGCUCUUCCCACCUGACCAGGAUUUCUUCUCUUUGGAGAGAAAUCCUGCCAGCACUGUGAUUUUGGGCUCUGGCUUCCAGAAAUGUGAGGCGAAUUUUUGUUGUUUUAAGCGACUCAAUUUCCGAUCGUUUGUUAGAGUAGAUGGAGGAAAGUAAUACACCAUGUAAACAAUGUUUCAUUAAAGUGUUUUUCUUUAGGAGUUCCCACUGUAGUGCAAUGCGUUAAGAAUCCGACUGCAGCUGCCAGGGUUGCUGUGGAUGCUUGGGUGGUCCCCAGCCCAGCACAGUGGGUUACAUUAUCCUGUGGUUCUCAUUCAGUCCCUGGCCUGCGAACUUCCAUAUACUGAGG
Molecule: messenger RNA, 2962 nt
Organism: Sus scrofa (pig)
Lineage: Eukaryota; Metazoa; Chordata; Mammalia; Artiodactyla; Suidae
Source: RefSeq, a predicted model, not a curated record